UCGGGCAGGGAAUGACAGUCUGUUCUCUAAAUCUCACAGGAAUGACAGCUACUGCGAAAACAAAUUAGUAACUGAUCGUGAAUUUUGUUUCUACUUUUUCCCACGCGGUGUAGAUGAGUGCCUAUCCAUUAUUUGCACGGUUUCAUUUUGUUUGAGAAUUAAUCAUGACUGGGGUGUUUGACAGUCUCAGCACAGAUAUGCACUCCAACCAGAUUACCUCGAGCGGUUACCACAGCUUGCACAAGUCACAGGAAUCCCCGACUUUACCCGUCUCUACCGCCACGGACAGUAGCUACUACAACGGCCAGCAGCCGGGUCACUGUGCAGGGUCGCCUUAUGGCCAGCUCGGUACUUAUCCGUACCACAACAACGGCAUGAGCAGCGUCCAGUACAACGCCAAGUCUUAUGAGUUGGGCUUCAACAGUUCCUUCAGUGCGUACACCACAUACGGCUCUAGCGCAUCGCCUACUCCUACUGACGCAGAAAAAGAGGAGAACGAACCUGAAAUUCGUAUGGUGAACGGAAAGCCAAAGAAGGUGCGCAAGCCGAGAACGAUUUACUCGAGUUUCCAGCUCGCCGCGCUGCAGAGGCGCUUCCAGAAGACGCAGUAUCUGGCGCUGCCGGAGAGAGCUGAGCUCGCCGCUUCUCUGGGCCUCACACAAACCCAGGUGAAAAUAUGGUUUCAAAACCGCCGCUCAAAGUUCAAAAAGUUGUGGAAGAAUGGUGAAAUCCCGCCCGAGCAACACGUGGCGUCCAGCGAGUCUCCGCCGUGCCAUUCGCCUCCUGUUAACAGCGCCUGGGACUUUCCACCAAAUCAGAGGAUGAACAGUGUGAGCUCGGCUUUAGCCCCGAGCAGCGGCUCUCCCAGCACCACGGCGCCUUCCUUCCUCACCAACUACUCCUGGUACUCAUCCACGAACUCAGGCGCGCACCUCCAAGCAAACGCGCUGGCACCGCACCAUCACAACACAGCCGUCAGCGCUGGGACGAUAUUUUGACAACAACGAAAAUGACUUUUAAAAAAGACUGGAGAAUUAAUUUUGCGGGGAAAUAGACAAAGAGAAGAAAAACGAGAGCUUGGGGUGACUUAUAGGCCUCGUUUUCUGAGAACUGCCGCGACUGAUUAUAUUGGACAGAGAUGUAAGCCUGCCAUGUUCCUUGCUGCGUGUAAUACUGUUUUUCUUUCAGUUUUUUCAUUAUACACAAUUUCGUCAUCAGGCAGAUGCGGAAGAAUAAAAGACAAUGCAAUUAUUUUUGUAUUUAUUUAUUUUGGAGGCGGAAAAUGAAAGGAUAACAUAAUGCAUUGUUAAUGAACCACUAAGAUCCAAAGCUAUGCUCUAAAAGGCUAUUCAGGCCGGAGUGAACUUUAUAGCAGGAUGUGUUGACGUCAGAUUAUGUAGCACAAUUUCAAGCUGUAUCGUGCCUUCAGAAAAUGACCUCACUUUGGUUUGUCCACCAUGAUGUAUUUUAAAUGUGCCCAUCGUUGUCUCAGAUUUUUUUAUAUUUGCUCUCUAAGUUGUACAUAAGGUUAGUAGGAGAAACUCUCUCUGUACUUGUAUGUUUCACCGCGUCCUUCUGAGAUGUUGCCAUCAUUAUAGGCUUGUAGGUAUAAGGUAGGGUUUUCGUUUUUGUUGGAUAUAUUAAUGAAAAACGUUAUCGUUAAAAACUCAGAAGCUACUGAUUUUCCCCCACUCAAAAUUCACAUGUAACACGUUUCUCGGAAAUAGCCUACUUUUGUUUAAUUUAUUUUUAUGUCUUAUCCUGAAUGAACAGUUCUGCCAUUCAAUGAAAUUCGUAUUUAAAUAAAAAUGUUUCAUGUGAA
Molecule: messenger RNA, 1822 nt
Organism: Tachysurus vachellii
Lineage: Eukaryota; Metazoa; Chordata; Actinopteri; Siluriformes; Bagridae
Gene: dlx2a
Product: distal-less homeobox 2a
Exons: 3
Coding region: 165-998 (277 amino acids)
Biological process (GO): cell differentiation; embryo development; negative regulation of transcription by RNA polymerase II
Molecular function (GO): DNA-binding transcription factor activity, RNA polymerase II-specific; RNA polymerase II cis-regulatory region sequence-specific DNA binding
Source: RefSeq, a predicted model, not a curated record